Molecule: messenger RNA, 3399 nt
Organism: Belonocnema kinseyi
Lineage: Eukaryota; Metazoa; Arthropoda; Insecta; Hymenoptera; Cynipidae
Exons: 11
Coding region: 342-2987 (881 amino acids)
Source: RefSeq, a predicted model, not a curated record
GCAGACCGGACGACGCACUACCUUCCAAACGUACACUAACUUUCAAACGUGUUCUUCCAACAAGAGCGAACCGGGCCUCUUCCGAUAUCCUAACCCUCUGUUAAACUCCUACAUCCGGUCCACUAUUGACCCGUUAUUAAAAGUUUUCGGUAGUUCAUAAAUCAAGCAUGUUAGAUGAUCGAGUCGAGUCAUCGAGAUGACCGUUAAUCGGUCGGUGUUCGCGGUGAAGAACUGAGCGGAUAAGUUUUCGAAUUUGCUUUUUCUCCAAAGGCAAGAGUGCGCGCGUGAUCGGGUGAAAAAGGGGUAGUUGUGUGCUAAUUUGAAAGUGCGAAGGGCCAAUAAUGGAAUCACAAGGACUCAGAACUCUGAGCUUGGUCCUCCUUAUCAGCCUCACAGUCCAAGGUGGGCAUGGAACGGGUUGCGGUUACCCAGGGGCUCCUGCACACAGCAGCGUUCGAUUUACAGGUGUCGAUACCGAUGAUGUGAUCGACGAGGAAGAAAUUUUGCUCAGGGAUUCUUAUUUUCCAAAAGGAUCAGUUGCUACCUAUUCCUGCGAGAGGGGGUUUGAACUUCUUGGACCUGCGCGAAGACAAUGUCAAGCGGAAGGUACCUGGACACCGGAAGGCGUGCCAUUUUGCGUUCUGAACGUAGCUGGUGGAAAGGCGCCGAUGCAGUCAAGCAGUGCGGAUGGCGGAAUUCCACAACGGGCUGUGGAUGGAAGCAGCGGCCAAAUUUAUUCACCACAAACUUGCACUUUGACAAGGCCCGAGCUUAGACCUUGGUGGUAUGUGAAUCUUCUGGAACCUUACAUGGUCCAGUUGGUGCGGCUCGACUUUGGCAAAUCCUGCUGUGGGGACGGUGUUCCUGGUACCAUCGUCGUCAGAGUCGGAAACAAUCGCCCGGAUCUGGGAACUAACCCUAUUUGCAAUCGUUACACGGGGCCUUUGGAAGGAGGACAACCUCUGUUUUUGCCAUGUAAUCCACCUAUGCCUGGGGCUUUCGUGUCUGUGCAUCUUGAAUCUGCUUCACAGAAUCCAAUUCCCGUCCAACUUUCGCUUUGCGAAGCUUUUGUUUAUACUGAUCAGGCACUUCCGAUAGAAAGGUGUCCACAAUUCAGAGAUCAGCCACCAGGAUCAACAGCAACUUAUAAUGGAAAAUGCUACGUUUUCUACAACCGACAGCCAUUAAACUUUAGAGAUGCUCUUGGUUUUUGUAGAUCUAGGGGUGGAUCUCUCGUAGAUGAAAGUAAUCCUGCUCUUCAAGGAUUCAUAUCUUGGGAACUUUGGAGGCGUCAUAGGAGCGACACCUCAAGUCAGUACUGGAUGGGUGCAGUCAGAGAUGAAAAAGACAGAACAGUCUGGAGAUGGGCUGGAAGUGGGGAAGAAAUUUCCGUAUCGUUCUGGAGUUUGCCUCAGGGCAGCGAACAAGAUUGUGCUCGCUAUGACGGAAGUCGUGGGUGGCUUUGGUCAGACACUCCAUGUAACGCAAGACUUAAUUUCAUCUGCCAACAUCAGCCAAGAGCUUGCGGAAGACCUGAACAACCAGCAAAUUCCACCAUGUCAGUUACAAAUCCAUCAGCGAAAAGUGCUGUCAAUACCUAUGAAGUUGGCGCAUCUGUAGAAUAUACUUGCAACCCUGGAAGCCUUCUGAUUGGACCUACGACACGUACUUGUCUUGACACUGGAUUUUAUAACGAGUUUCCUCCAGUUUGUAAAAAUAUUGAAUGCGGAUAUCCUGCUAGUAUAUUGAACGGAGAGUAUUCCUUGAUCAACAACACUGUCAGCUAUUUGAGUCAAGUCCUCUAUACAUGUGAAGAGGGUUACGAGAUGACCGGCCGUGCACGACUGACUUGUGACAUUGAUGAAAGAUGGAAUGGACCACCACCUCACUGCGAACCAGUUCGUUGCGAAUCACCACCUGUUGUAGCACACAGCAAUAUUCAAAUGGAUGACGGUACAAGUGAAAAAUCUUCAAGCUCAGGAAGCAAUAAUCGAAGCGUAAUAGUUGGUACCAUCGUCUUAUACACUUGUGAAAAAGGAUAUCUACUGACAGGACAUCGACAAAUUCUCUGCUUACCUACUGGAUCUUACGACCAUGCUCCACCUUCUUGCACUGAUGAUUCACAAAGCACUCCUGCACCAACUAGAUCAACACACAGACCAGUAAGUACCAGAGGUAAAACACCCUUCUUCCCAACUAGAUUCAGAACAACAACCACACCAACAACCAGUACUUCAAGUUUUGUGCCAUCCCGAAGAGUCCCUCCCACCAAUUCAGAGCUUCCAGCGACAGUCAGAGAAACAAUACAGAGGAAAUCUUCAAUUGGUUUGCAAAAGCCAGCUUCUUCGCCAGGUCCGAACGAUGGAAGCAGUGAUCAUCCUCAAGAUAAUGAAAUUUCUGGAAGUGGAGUAGACAACAGGGAAGCAGCACUUGACUCUGGAGUUCCAGAGCCUAAUGGUCCAUUCCGAGUAAACAAUGCUGAUCAGCCCACCCAUCAAGCGAAAUUGCACCUGGGUGCUGUUAUAGCUUUGGGUGUUUUUGGAGGAUUCGUUUUCCUCGCAGCAGUCAUUACGACAGUUGUGAUCCUCAUUCGCAGGAAUCGUGGCAGAGGCGGUAAACACUACCGGCAUCGAGCUUCACCCGAUUGCAACACAGUGGCCAGUUUCGACAGCAGUUCUUCUGAAAGUCGUGGUGGUCUGAACAGAUAUUAUCGCCAGGCUUGGGAGAAUCUCCACGAAACAGCUGGUCACAAAGCCAACCACGCUCCUCUUCGUCGCAAGGAAACCCUGGAUGAACCAGGAUAUCGAGAAAACUAUCGUGGAAGUAAUACCGAACGUGACGGUUCCGAACUCGUCGUCAGUGACGUAGCUGCUUAUCCAUCAGGCAAACAAGCCAGCAUGUCUGAUAAAAAACGUCACCAUCAUCAUCACCAUCAUCAUCAUGGCACGCCCGAAUGGAGACAAUCCCAGUCUCACCAUAGAUACUAAGUGAAUUUUACUCUACUCCCAGAGAACAAAUUCUUACUUUUGAAAUAUUCUUCAAAAUCUCGGGCAAAUAUUUACUCUAGGAAGCACAACUUUUCGAAGAGGAAAGUAAAAUCGAAUUCGCGAGAGAUAAUUAACUGGAUCGAUGAUUUGGAAGAAUAUUCUAAAAGCUAGGGAACAUGCAGAGAUACUUUUUCUCUCUUCGAACUUAAGGGUUCGAAUUAGACGACCAAUGUAAUUUUAAUCCUAGAGAAUAUUCCGACGUCGUAAAUUUCGUCAGAAACGAAAUAGGGUCCGACGUGGUUUCUAACGUAGUUUACGACUUAGGCCAACAAUUUGGUUCAAAUCAUGGUUUUAUUUAUUUUUUUUUUUAAGGGACCUAGUUUCAUAAAAAAAUCCUAUUGGUUUAAUACUC